CGAGCGAUUCCCGUCAACAAAUCAGCGAAUAAGAAAAUGUUAACGGAAAUGACGCGAGAAAUUUGAACGCUCACAACGCUAACAUUCUAGUCCGCUAGCUAAAUCUAUCCAGUUUAAUACCGUAACCGAUUUUGUUUGCGAAUAUGAAGAGACUGGAUAGAGCUCAAAUAAAAGAUACAGCGAUUCCCACACAACUGAAUUAUGUAUCGAGAAGAGCAAACGUUAAGAUCGACACCGAAAAUAUGUCAAGGAAGAACCUCACAAAAGGUCUUAAAGGAGCCACGACAAAAUAUGGACAACAAAAUGAUCUAAGAGAACAGAAUCACCUUUUAAUGACUGCAAAUGAAGAUUUGCAAAAACAAAUUUCGGAAAUGAAGGAAUGUGUGGCUGAUUUAGAACAACGGUGCCGUGAUCUCCAAGAUGAAAACAGUGAAAUUAAGAAACAGCUCCGGGACUGUCAUGCCCUUCUUAUUUUGGAAAAGCUUGACCCAGUUUCAGGUGAAAAAAUUGGGGAAACAGAACAAAAGGAAGCACAAAGAAAAGAAAUCAUGACUGUUUCACAAAAUUUGAUGACCGAGCUGAAGCACUUUGAUGAAGUUGCAAGACAGCAUGGAACACAUUUAACAGAGCUGCAGAACACUAUGAGAACCCUUAAAGAGGCGAGAGAAAAGUUUCAUCUUGAUGGUGAAUCAUUUUGCUUGGAUGUGGAGGAGAUGGAGAAAGCACUAGAAGAAGCAGAGAAAUUGCUGAUUGAAUAACAGAAAAAUUACUAUUGUAGUUUACAGCAAUUUUAAAUAAUUAAUUUGUUACUAUAAUGAGUGGACUUUUGUUAUAUAUUCAAUAAAGAAUUUAAGUUGUUUUUGGGUGUAUAUAGACAAAAUUCUGGAAGUUGAGCAAGCAUCAGAUGAUUUAGUUAGCGUCAGAUGAUUUAUCUAGUGACAUCAGAUGGUAUUCUGUAAGUAGGUUAAAGUAGGUUAAACUCGCAUAGCGCAGCUUCUCAUGAAACACCUCACACCUGCGAGAGUACAGCUUUUUUUGUUGUUUGUUUUUGUGCCUUCAGAUGGACCCUUCCACUAGGCCAAGGCUGGAAUUUGAUUUUUUAUUUGACUUUAUUUUAAAUAUGCAGAAGGUGCAAAGUAGAAAAGAUUAGAUAUACCAGAACAUUCGUGUACUUGUACCAUGUGCUUGUGAGCUAUGCUGAUUUAUCUGUACUUUCUAGGAAAUUAUAAUCUGGUGUUAUUGGCCUUGGUUUCCUUCAUCAGAAACCAAGGCACCCAAGCAGUAUCAACACAGUGAAAAGCAACAAUGCUGAGUUUUCAGCAUUCUGUUAUUCACAUUAAUACAUCUUCUCAAAGCCAACUUAGUAUUAUGUUGAUUUCUAAUUAAUAUUAUGUAUGAAUAUUCUAUUUUUUAAGCAUGUGAAAAGAUCUGAAAACAUUUUCAUAGCCACAGCUUUUGAUGUAGAACCACCAGGAACAUGACAGGUGUAUACAUAUUACAUUCAGAACACCUUACAUAAAUACUUCAUAAUGCAUUUAUCCAUGUUUACGUCAGCAUGUGUUCAUAAGUUACAUUGAGACAUUUUCCCCCACAACAAAGUCUGCACAUGCAUAUAGUUUGUGAAAUGAAAUGUCUGUUCACAUUCAAGUGUGGCGAUAGUGAAAUGACAUGUACGGCACUUGAUUUUCAGAUUUCUCAAACUAACAAAUGAGCUUAUUGCAAUACAAUUUCUAGUAUCA
Electrophorus electricus (electric eel) is the source of this 1739-nucleotide messenger RNA. RefSeq names its product kinetochore localized astrin (SPAG5) binding protein (gene knstrn). NCBI's taxonomy places the organism in Eukaryota, Metazoa, Chordata, Actinopteri, Gymnotiformes, Gymnotidae. The record is from RefSeq and is a predicted model, not a curated record. Gene Ontology annotation, cellular component: kinetochore; microtubule plus-end; centriolar satellite. Gene Ontology annotation, biological process: spindle organization; mitotic sister chromatid segregation; regulation of attachment of spindle microtubules to kinetochore.